This is a messenger RNA of Pyricularia grisea, 2446 nucleotides long. RefSeq lists its product as uncharacterized. The record is from RefSeq and is a predicted model, not a curated record. Bases 93 to 998 code for a protein of 301 amino acids. Gene Ontology annotation, molecular function: phosphoprotein phosphatase activity. Gene Ontology annotation, biological process: dephosphorylation. The transcript is spliced from 6 exons. NCBI's taxonomy places the organism in Eukaryota, Fungi, Ascomycota, Sordariomycetes, Magnaporthales, Pyriculariaceae.
UGCACCAAGUCUGCACCAAGUCUGCACCAAGUCUGCCAAAGAAGCUCGGCCCGCGGCCCGGCUACCAACAAUCAGGUCUAAAACUUAAUCUAAUGCCCCUAGAAUCAAGCAUGGAGACCACGACGACGACUGUCAAGUUUGAUAACAUCAUCAACUUCCGCGAUGUAGGCGAGACCAUCAAUAUCUUUCUCGGCAAGAGGUUUGUAAAGGAGGGGCUAUUAUUCCGCUCUGCACGCCCAGAUGAUGCCUCGCUACACGACAGAAAGCUCCUUCGAGAUGACUUCGGCAUCCGUACAGUAAUGGAUCUCAGGACCAAAACGGAACAUGAUAAACAAGCCAAAAAGCGCCAGGCUGCCCUUGCUGGUACAGGUCCGACGCUUCUGAGAUCCAACGAUGCGCUAGCUGAGCCAGUCAAGAUCCCUGGACUCCAGUACCGCGAGGUCCGCAUCACCGGCCGUGCCUUUGAGCGCCAUCUGUUGAGCCAGCUGACCUGGCUAAGUUGGUUCAAGGUAAUCUUUCUGUUCAUCCUGGGCUUCCGGAUAGAGGCGGUGGCCAUCCUCGGCCGCGAGGUCAUGAACCCGCGCGGCCUAUCCGGCAUGGCUGUCGACACGCUCGACAACUCUGGAGCCGAGGUCGCCGAGGCACUGCGCUGCCUUGUGGAACCCGGUGGCCUCCCGGUCUUGAUCCACUGCACGCAGGGCAAGGAUCGCACCGGCAUGGUUGUUAUCCUCAUCCUCAUGAUCCUGGGCGUGCCGCUUGCCGCCAUCGAGCACGACUAUAGGCUCUCAGACGAGGGACUGAUGUCGGAGAAAGACGAGCGCAUGGCUGAAAUCCGCGAGAUAGGGCUCACCGACAAUUGGGCCGUCGUUGCUCCGGAUAUGAUACCGGCUGUGGCGAACCACCUCGAGUCCCGGUAUGGCGGACUUGAGUCUUAUUUGGACCGGAUCGGGUUUAGCAAGGACGAGCGAACAAAGCUCAAAGAGCUUCUGACAUAUUGAUGGUACAAGUAUAUAACGGACAGCGAUAUGAUUGAGGAAGGACUAAGAGGUCAAAUACGAAGUAAAAUAUUGGUUUUUGGGUAUCAUAAAAAUUCUAGGGCAUAAAUAAACCACCCCGAUUAGUGUAUCUAUCUGCCAACUUCGCCCUCACAGCUUUCUGAACCGCCCUUGCAGCCAGCAUCUAUACAUCUUGAGCUUCCGAGCUCGAUUGACCAAAAGUCUUCGAUCGGCUCCGAGAGCCUCUAUUUCAAAAAGAUCCGGCUUACUUGGCUGGUCUGCAGCGUCUGCCGCUGGUGGAGGCCCACCUGUCUUCCAGAUGGUCGACAACUCAUCCGUCUCGAAAAAGUAGACGCGCGUACCAUCUCCCCUGAUGUAAAAGUUCUCUUCUAGAUACCGGCCCUUCCGGAACCGGACUUGGGCGAGGUCACCCCUGCCAUAAUCACGGAAGCAGACGACACCACCGGGCUUGAGCAACCUGUGUACGUUUGCGACAGCCUUGGCCCACUGGGCUGGCGACAGCGCCGAAAAGAUGAAUACCAUGAGCGCAACGUCGACGCUGCCCUCGGCAAGGCCGGGCGGCAGCUCGUCGCCCGACACGUCCCAUACGUCGGCUUGCAUCUGGUCCGUCCCAUAGCUCUCGUGUGAGCGCAUCACCUCGACGGCUUUCUUGGAGAAGUCACAAGCGUGGAUUUUGAGGUGGGGGUUCUUGUUCUGUGCCAAAAUGGGGAAAGCAGUGUUGCCAGCCCCAGCGCCAAUUUCUAGCAGUACAAAGGGACCAGUGUCCUCUUUGAUGGCCUUGGUCAGAAUGGGGAACUCUUGCUGCAGCCACUUCCUAUCCUUGAAGAAGUUGGCUGUGUUGUUCUUGUAGAACUGAUUCCACCAUUUGGCGGGGUCAGAGUUGAACCUGUGUUUGUCAAAAUCCGAGACCGGCGACUGGCGCUGCAGGGCAUACUGCUGCUCCGCGUACUCCUUGUACACGUCGUCGGUCUCGACAUGAUCCCACGCAUUGAACUCAUAAGGAUCGUCAUCCUCAUUCAGGUACCGAGACCCAAACUGGAACGGGUCUGCCCGCUUCUGGUUGAAGUCGGGAUCGUGAGACCGGUGCGGAGGGACAGGAGCAGCUGCCUCGUCAACUCCCUCUUUCGGCGUACCCGCCACAUCCAGAGCAGCGACCGACUCGACCAACUUGUUGUCAGUAGCACUGCUACCACUGCCAAGCUCGGUGCUGCCCGGGGCGGCGGGUGCGGCGAGUGCCUCCUCAGCGACGCCCGUGGAUGCCAUGGUGGAAAACUUUUACCGUCAGGAGCAGCACAAAACACAAAUGAAGGAUUUUAUGCUUGCUAAAGACGACUUCAGUGGGGACUGAAGAAUGGGCAUUCGGCGCGCGCUGGUGAACACUCGGCUUUUAUAAGCUCGUGCUUUGAGUUGAUGUUAAAAGCAGCUGGUUG